CCUGGGCUGGUUUAUGAAAUAUUUGAGAGGCAUUGGAGCAGAUAAAUCGUUUAAAGAAUCGAAGUAUUUCGUUGUAUCAGUAAUAAGCCGGGCUACUAGGAUUGAUGUUUUAUUUUUAGAAGAGAUUUUGUUUUGGUUUUAAAGGGCAUCGCAUAUUCAAUGAUGAAGAAGUGUUGCGAUGAAGUUGAGUAUUAUGGUAAAUUAUAAGUGAAUAUAAGUGAACACAAGUUUGUCAUGGAUGUGUAUUUUUAUGUGCUUUUAGCGGAUAUUUUCAAGUGAGUUUUAUGAAAUGUAUGUACGUUUGCGUCCAGAACUUAACGGUGGUUAUGCCUGAAACAUAUCUAUUGAGCAAUUUGUACUUAUAAUAAUAACUUCUUAAAACAACAGUAUUUAUUACGUACGUUAAAUAAGCCUAAUGUGUUAAUAACUUAUGAGAAAGUGUUUGAACAUUUAACCGAAUUAUGAUGUGUUUUUUUAUGACUAAACAGCCAACGAUGCGGAUAAUUUUCGUUAUUUGAUACAGAAAUGCGUUUGAUAAAGCAAUUUUCCAGUUUGGAAAAUGACAAACUAUACAUAUUUCCCGGCUUUUCAAAUAUACUUGAUUAUUUUUAGUGUAAGCGGACUUAUUGCAACGGAUUGGAUCCACGUUAUUCUAUCUGAUUAUAAAACCUGGAUACUUCUUAAUGCAUCAACAUUAUCAAGAGAGUGUAUUUCAAACAAACGCAUUCCUUAAAAGCAACUAUUUGAAGUAAUUGCUCCUUAAUUUAAGUAAGUGCGAGCUCAAGUGGAUUUUAUUAUAGGAAAUUAACAGUAAUGGAUAUAAGGCGAAGUGCGCUCAAACGGCAUCACGUGGGAAGGACGUCGCUAUUGUUGCUGCUGAUUUUUCUGAGACAUACAGAUGCUUACGACUACUACAGAAGCAACCCUUCCUCCAUCCCAAGCUUUCUGCCCGUCCCCAUGAACAUCACAGUCCACGAGGGUGAGACCGCGCACCUCCGAUGUAGGAUUCAUAACCUUGGUCCAAAGUUUGUCGUUUGGCGGAAGGCGGACGAUGAAUCACCUCUGACACUGGGUAAGACGACCUUCACCCCUGACGAAGACAUUGAGGUCGAGAUUGAAAUAAUCAAUCCUAGCGAUGAGGAGAAUGAGGAAAGCAGAUACGACCUUAUCAUCAAGAACGUAUCUAAGGACCAAGAGGGCACAUACGCGUGUCAAAUCAGCGCAACAAAUAACUACACGUUCAAUAUAACGUUAAACGUUUUAGAUCCGAUAAAAUAUUCACCAGAAGUCGAGUUGACUGGGACUGAGUACGUAAGCCUAAUGGAAGAUAUUCGACUAGUCUGCAACGCCACUGGGGCUUUGAAAGCCCCUGACUCAGUAGACUGGUUCUUCAAUGGGGAACCAAUCAGCGAAAUGAAGCCCGAAUGGUUCGGACGGAUUCUGCAAUUGAACCGGAAACCAAUACCCGGACGUUCGUUGAUAAGUGAACUUGUGAUCAAACGCGUGACAAUGGGUGACAGAGGGCAUUACGUUUGUCGGUUGACUAAAAAGCUGGCACAGGGGUUCAAGGUCCAUAUUCUUAAUGACAAAAAGAAUCAUAAAGAACCAAAACGAGAUAUGGAAACGGAUGGAGAGUCAUUACCUACUGAUAACGACCCGUCAGAUGCGAUGGCAUCACGUGGAAAAAAUGACGCACGAGCACUUACAUUGAGUAAUAGCUUAUGUUUCCAAACGGCACUUUCCAUAGUAACAUUAUUCUGGAAGAUAUGUGCAUCAUAGCCAUGGGUUGGAAAUUAUAUUCCCGAUGAAGAUUGAAGAGUUCCGUUGGACCUGCGGACACAAAUUGUUAUUACUUUUUUUCAAAAUGGAGCGUUGAUGUUGCUAGGAAUAGCGAAUUUAAUGAAUCCUUGAAGUGAACAAUGUCAAUGAUUUUACACAGAAGCAUUUCCACUUGUGUAAAGACAAUAAAUGCAGUAAGGUGCGUUCAUGUGGGUUUGUUUGUAAAACGAAAUAAAUCUUAUUCACGAUGUCUGGAUGAAUUUAUUGAGUUCAUUUUAUGAAAACUGACUUAAUUUGGUUCUGCAUAACGUUGGCCAAUAACCAUCGCGUACAUAAUAAUAGACUACACAUUGUGUCUACGUAUGUGUGUUGGAAAAAAUACUUUUGAAAAUUAAUAAUAACUUUAUAUAUCUUACAAAACUACAUGAGUAUGCAAAAUGAACGGUAACCGAACGACACUCAUCUACGUCUUACUUAUGGCAUUGACGUUAUACAAGAAAUACGAGGAUAAUACGGUCUUACCUUGCCUAGAAAGAUUUGCCAUAAGUACAUCUACGACUUCGGAUUGCUUUUACUGCGUUAUAUAUUUAAAGUUUGGGGAUUGCGUACACCAUUAAACCACUCGAGCGUCUUUAUUAUAUUCAUAUAUUUUGCGUAUGUGUGAACAAAAUAUUAUGUUGUAUGUAACCUAAUCAUCAUUUCGUGAAUGUUUCAACGACGAAAACAAUAUACUUUUAUAGAUUGUGCUAUGAAUACCUCUUUUUAUUUAUUUCGUUUGCAUAAUGAAUUAUUUGUUUGCAUCAAUUGUUUGCUACAACAUUUGAAAAUACGACUGUAUUUCAUCUCUUAAAUUCGAUUGCGCUUCGUCAUAAAAUGGGAAUUAGUGUAAAACAUGUUUUUUUACACUAACAUAAAUUCGUUUCACAGACGUAAAUAAGUUCGCCCAAAGUAAUUGAAUAUUGACAGAUUUACGAUUGUUUGCAAUACAGCAAAAGGCGCAAUCUCUCAAAUACGUUAUAUAUGUUGCAGCAAUUAUAGCGAAGCGUUUCAUCCUAGACGUUCUAACUAAAAGUUAUUGUUCUAAUUAAAACGAACGAGGUUGUUUUUACUAGUAUAAAUGCUUUAUAUAAAAUACAAUUUAACCCGUCGAGGAUUAAAUUUGUUUUCUGUUUUCGCCUUGUAUAAUUCUUAAUAAAAUAUCACAAUUCCAUUUGAUGUAUUUUUACAUGUUAGUAUACUUAAUAUCAAAAACAAUUUUACUGGUAGCGUCGAUGAUCAUUUGUAUAAGGUCUUGUGAUAUGUUACAAUUCAUUUCGUUUUUUAAGACAUUCAUCACAUUGAAUUAAUAUUUGUGAACAUAUUUGCCAGUUAUUAUGUGUACGUGUUGUACAAUUCCUGUAAAUACGGGUUAAGCUUGAAAAACAUGUUGUUUGCUAUUGUAAGGCAUGGUGACUACCAUGUGCAUGAAUAAUAUGUCGUCAUGUAAUAAUUUAUGUUGUUACUAUUUACAAAUAAACGUCAAACACCCUAAA
Dreissena polymorpha is the source of this 3311-nucleotide messenger RNA. Its product is annotated as vascular endothelial growth factor receptor 1-like. The coding region runs from base 814 to 1779 and encodes 321 amino acids. Gene Ontology annotation, cellular component: neuron projection membrane. The record is from RefSeq and is a predicted model, not a curated record. The transcript is spliced from 8 exons. Gene Ontology annotation, biological process: synapse organization. Lineage: Eukaryota; Metazoa; Mollusca; Bivalvia; Myida; Dreissenidae.